UCAGUAGCUCUGGGAUCGUUUCCCAGCUCAGGAAACUCGCUCAUCGGUGACCUGCAUCGCAGGCGCCCCUUAAGACAAAUCCCUCUACAGUCAGCGCUCACAUGAUUAUCUGCACCGAGAGAGAGAGAGAGAGAGAACUACGGGAAAUUGGGCUUCAUAUAAAAUCUUUCUUGAUCUUGUACGUAUAUUCUCGGCGACCCUGGACGGAUGGUGUCCAUGGUAACGGUCACCAGGAACGAUUAGCUUUGUCUGGAUACCGCAAAACGCAUUGUUUCUCGCGCAGAACCUGAAACCGAGUGCACUGCACCUGUUCCUGACAACACACGACUUGGACACCUCGUCCCCGCGGCCCUGUUGUCGGGAAAUCGGUCUCCACGCAAAACCAUGUCCUGGUAACUCUGGAGCUGAGCGCAACCUGCGGCUAACGGCACGAGCGCAAACCUUCAGGGUUUCUGGUUUAGAAAUCGAGCGGCACGCUGUUUCCUCUCCACAUCAGCGCCGUAGUGUGCGUCCCAGCGAUGUAGCGCGCUCUUUCCGGCGGGGCGUCGUCUGCUUUUCAUCUCGCCGCUUGCUGCCUCGCCUGGGUUACCCGAUUCCGCGAUGCUGUGGACUCGCCCGUGACACCCAGCCUCACCAGUAUGCUGCCCGGCUCGAUCCAGAUCACAGGGGAGGCGCUGUCCGGGGCAGAAAUCCGCGACAUCUGCGACAGUCUGAAGGAGAACAGCGUGCGGCUGCUGUCGGUGCGGGGCUGUCAGCUGUCUGACCGGGACUUCGCGCGCGUGUGCCGCGGUGUGUCCGAGUCGCGCUCGCUCGCGCAGCUCAACCUGAACCUGGGCGUGGUGUCGAGCGGCGGCCGCGCGAAGCAACUCGCCGAGGCGCUCUCAGCCAACAGGUCCAUACAGACACUAUUUCUGCAUGGAAGCCCUCUUUUAGAUGCAGGGUUGAUCACUCUGAACACAGCGCUGUCAACCCACCCUUCACUGGUGUCCUUGGACCUGGGAGAUUGUAUGCUGGGAGAUGAGGCAAUUCAGCUGAUUUGUGGCAUGCUGCCUCCAGAUGGGGCCAAAUCUGGUCUCAGAGAGUUGACACUAAGUGCAAACCCAGCGAUCACCACUAAAGGCUGGGCUCGUCUGGCAAUCGCAGUGGCUCAUAGCUCACAGCUCCGCGUCCUUAAUCUAGAUUACAAUCCCUUAGGGGACCAGAUUGCUGGAAUGCUGGCUGUUGCUGUGGCGUCCAGCCGGACUCUGGAGGUUUUAGACUUGGAGGGAACAGGGCUCACAAAUCAAUCAGCACAGGUCUUCCUGGACAUGGUGGAGAACUACCCGACCUGUCUGCGUGUCCUGGUGCUGGCUGAGAACGCCAUCAGCCCUGAGCUGCAGCAGCAGAUCUCAGACCUGCUGUCUGAGGGCGAGGAGGAUGAGGACAGGGAUGCGGAAGCCCACGGCAGCUCGGUCACCAUGCGAGAGAAACCCGCUUGGCUUCCCCACAGCAACCCGAGCUCCCAGAUGGUCCUGAUGUCAUCGGGACUGAGCGAGAGCUUUAUGGGAGAGACUGACUUGUGAUAACUGGAGCUGCCUUUGGUUUUAGGUUUGCCCUGCACGUCGCUACAGUCAGCCCAUGCGUCAGCGUGCAGCCACUCACAAAGCAUGACGUGUAGCAUUUAGUAGACUGUUCAAAGCCGGCACAAAAAACCUCGACCACCAAGUGACUUAUACAAUAUAUAGUGAAUUAUCUAUUUGCCUGAUGUACAAUCUAUUUAUAAGCAACUAUUUAAGCUACAGUGUACUCUCAAUUAGAUCGGUUAAGUGGGGUUGUUGUGAUGGCCUGAAUAAAUCUAUUUACAUCUUUUUAA
This is a messenger RNA of Clarias gariepinus (North African catfish), 1852 nucleotides long. It is a transcript of the gene lrrc73, whose product is annotated as leucine rich repeat containing 73. The transcript is spliced from 6 exons. The record is from RefSeq and is a predicted model, not a curated record. Gene Ontology annotation, molecular function: protein binding. Lineage: Eukaryota; Metazoa; Chordata; Actinopteri; Siluriformes; Clariidae. The coding region runs from base 639 to 1562 and encodes 307 amino acids.